This is a messenger RNA of Styela clava, 3741 nucleotides long. The record is from RefSeq and is a predicted model, not a curated record. Lineage: Eukaryota; Metazoa; Chordata; Ascidiacea; Stolidobranchia; Styelidae.
UUUACCUGUGAGAUUGACAUUUACAGUAUACAACAAUACUAAUAUAAUUACAAAGCCAGUAAAUCGUGACGCAAAAGCGGCAAAAACAAAAAAGGGGAAUUCCCUAAAUACUUGUUAGCGUUAUUCCCUACAUACACAGACGACAGACGCAGGUCGGCCGAUACGGUACCGGUACCUGUAAUAUACAGCUUAUCAGUAUUAUAUCGCCUGUUGCUGUAUUGACAAUUCUACUUUCAAAAGUUCUAUGAAAUGAAGACAAAAAGGCGAAAAAUCAAUCUUAGCGAUGUUGCCUCGCUUGAGAGAAGCAUGUCUUGCCAAGAUGUCUCAUUUUCAAGGACCAGAAGGAGGAAAUCCAGCCUCAAUUCUCUUGCUGACAUUGAAAAUGCCUCCGUUUCUUUCGGGACAUCUAUAAAAGGUGAUGCAGAUACAAUGAUACCAUGCGGACAAAGUGUAGAAAAUAAUAACAAUUCUUUACAUGAUGUUGAAUAUCAGAAUAACAGUGAUGAUGAUUUGUUUGGUAACUUAACAGUUGAUGAGAAUAGAUCACCAUCUCCAAUUCUUCCUAGUUACGCAAGCCCUACUCAGAAAAUAAAUAGAACGAAAAGAAGCCGUCAAUCACUAUGUAGUGUCAAUUGGAGCGCUGAUGAAACACUACUUAUGAAAUGCUCUGACCAACUUUUUGCUAACGAGAAAAAAGAUGACCCGAAAUUAUCUAAAACUGUUCAAAAUGUUACCGACGCAGACAUUGAAAAAAAAUCCCAGAAGUGUUCUGAUGCAAAAUCUGAAAUGAAAAAUGACUCUGUAUUUGGAGAUAUUGAUUUAUCCUAUGUUGAAAAUCAGAUGAAUACUAAUAUUAAAAAGAAUUCAAAAUCAGAGGCGCACAAUAAUUCACCAAUCAAGUCAAAAUUUGACCAAGUUGUUGAAGAGCCAAAGCCUGUGGCUGCUUCUACUCCAUCUCGUGCAUGUGCUGGUGGUAAUCUUAUGCUCAAGCUCAAAGAAAGAUUAAAAGCAAAUGCUAAUCAACAAACAGCAUCAAGUUUUCAUCUUCGUGAUGCGGCAAAAGAUUUUUCAAAAAUUUUAUUGGAUGUUGGUGGAGAAAGCCAGUUUCUAACGCAAUCACAGUUGAAAUGCAAAUCUCUAGGACCAUUUUAUGGACUUCCAGCAAAAGUUCAAAAUUUGAUGGAACAAUUCAGAGGAAUAAAGAAAGUUUAUGAUUGGCAACACAAGUGUCUGUCUUUACCAUCAAUAUCAGAAGGGAAAAAUUUAAUUUAUUCUCUUCCAACAAGUGGAGGAAAAACAUUGGUUGCUGAAAUAUUAAUAAUGAGAGAACUUUUAUGCAAAGAAAGAGAUGCUAUACUUGUAUUACCAUUUGUAGCUAUAGUACAAGAAAAGGUUCGUAAUAUUGCACAGUUUGCAGAUGAACUUGAUUUCUUGGUGGAGGAAUAUGCCGGUAGCAAGGGAAAAAUUCCACCGACUAAACGACGAAAAAGAAAAUCCCUAUUUAUUUGUACAAUUGAGAAAGCUAAUACUUUGGUAAACUCCUUAAUUGAAGCCCAAAGACUUGAUAGCGUUGGCUUAGUUGUUGUUGAUGAACUUCAUAUGUUGGGUGAAGGUGGACGGAGAGGAGCAACUAUUGAAAUGACGCUUGCAAAAAUUAUGCAUGUUUCUUGUACUACACAAAUUAUUGGGAUGUCUGCAACUCUCAGCAAUAUUGGAGAUCUGGCAACUUUUUUACAUUCUGAAGUUUAUACAAAUGAUUUUCGUCCUGUAACUCUUGAUGAACAUGUUAAAUAUGAAGAUUCUAUUUAUAAAGUUGAUCCGAAGAAUUUAAAUCCUGAUGAACAAUUAACGUUUGAUAGACCUAUCGGAUAUACAAAUAAAGAAAUGUCGUUAAGAGAUACUGAUCAUCUCGCAACAUUAGUUUUAGAAGUUAUACCUGAUCAUUCAUGUUUAAUAUUUUGUGCUACGAAGAAGAAUUGUGAAAAUGUGGCAACCAUGAUUUGCAAGUUAUUACCAGAAUCUCUCAAAGAAAGAAAAGUGAGAGAAAAGAAGGGAAUAUUAGAGACAUUAUAUCAAGAUUCCGGUAAUGAAGGAAUAUGUCCUGUUUUGUUGAAAACCAUUCCUUAUGGUGUUGCAUAUCAUCACAGUGGAUUAACAUCGGAUGAAAGAAGACUAAUAGAAGGAGCAUAUACAGAUGGUGUAUUAUGUGUUAUCACUUGCACAUCUACUCUCGCUGCAGGUGUUAAUUUACCAGCAAGGAGGGUUAUUAUUCGUUCUCCAUAUGUUGGAAGAAGUUUUUUAUCUCGGGCACAAUAUAAACAAAUGGUUGGUCGAGCGGGAAGAGCUGGUAUCGAUACAAAAGGAGAAAGCUAUCUUAUUUUAACCAAAACACAGGACAAGCAAAGAGUUAUGGAACUGGUAACAGGACCUGUCGAAACAUGCAUAAGUAGUUUAAUGUACGAUGGUGGAAAAGGUUUCAAGACAUUAAUAUUGAAUUUAAUUGGUUUAAAGAUAAUGACAAAAUUAUCUGAUGUUAAAGAUUUCUUUUCUCGAACUUUAAUAUCUGUGCAAUUGAAAUCACUUCCUGAUAGAUUUUCAUAUUUAUCAACAACCGAAGAUACCUCAGAUAAUGCAACCUUGGUUGAAAAUGUCACCAAAAAUGCUCUUCAAGAAUUGCUAAAUCUAAAACUUAUUAAACUCGUUAAAUUGAAAGAAGAUGAAAAUUCUCAAGAUUCAAAGGACAUUUCAGAUUAUGGUUUAGAGGCAACAAAACUUGGAAUUGCAACGAAUCGUGGUUCUAUUGAUUUAACAAUCAGUAAUAUUGUAUAUGAUGACAUGAAACUUGGACUGCAAAAUCUUGUGCUUUUGAACUAUCUUCAUUUACUUUAUCUGGUCACCCCACAUGAUGCAUGUGCUAAUAUCAAGCCAAAUUGGAUGUUUUAUUUUGAAGAAUAUGGUAAACUUACACCAGAUGAACAAACUGCUGCAACUGUAAUUGGUGUUCCUGAGAAUUUUAUUGCAAUGAAAGCAGUUGGCCAUAGGGUCAGAAAUAAGAAAUUCAAAGACGAAGUUGUUUCAAGGUUUUAUGUAACGUUAAUGUUGUAUCACUUAUUCCGUGGUAAAUCUGUAUGGGAAGUUUCUGUCAGAUUUGAACAACCAAGAGGAUUUCUACAAAGUUUACUGUCAAGUUCUGCUGCUUUCGCUUCUUGUGUUUUGCAUUUUACAAAGGAACUGGAAGAGUUCUGGCCAUAUCAUGCACUACUUGAAAAAUUGAUUCAAUGUUUGCAAUAUUGUACAACUGCUGAAUUAAUACCUCUCAUGGAAAUACCAGGAGUAAAAAUUGCAAGAGCUAAACAGCUUUUCAAUUCUGGCUUCAAAUCGUUGGCACAAAUAGCAAAGUCAGAAGCCAACAAUUUGGUGAAAAACAUUGAACAUCUCUCAAAACGACAAGCACUUCAGAUAAUUGCAUCAGCCAAGGUUCUUCUAAAAGAAAAGAUUGAAGAAUUGCAAGCGGAGGCAGAGGAAUUACAAACAAUACCGGAUAUAUGAUUUUUCAAUAAAAUUAAUUUUGUGGUGUUUGAUAGAAUCAGUAUUGAAUAUGAAAAUUUCAGUAUUCUUAGUUUUUGACACCAUUGUCCGAUUUUGCUUUCAUACACAUUUUUUUUUGCACAAACAUGUAACAGUUUUUAUGAAAUUUGGCAAAAAAAUCAAGGAAUAAUAAGAUGUCGCUUUGAAAUCAAG